AUGGAGUUCAAGAAGACCCCGGUGGAGGAGGACUAUCACAUCACAUCCAGGGUGUUGGGCCACGGGAUCAGCGGGAAAGUCUUGGAAUGUGUCUGCAAGAAGACUGGAGAGAAAUGCGCCCUCAAGAUCCUGCAGGACACCCCCAGAGCGCGGCGGGAGGUGGAGUUACACGGCCAAGCCUCCGGGGGGCCCCACAUCGUGAGAAUACUCAGUCUGUACGAGAGCAUGCACAAGGAGAAGAAGAGCAUCCUCGUCGUCAUGGAGUGCCUGAACGGAGGAGAGCUGUUUAACCGGAUAGAAGCCAGAGGAGACAAGGCCUUCACCGAGAGAGAGGCCUCAGAGAUCAUGCAGGAUGUGGGGACGGCCAUCAGCUUCCUGCAUCAGCUCAACAUCGCUCACAGAGACAUAAAGCCUGAGAACCUGCUGUACACGACGACAGACAACGACGCCAUUCUGAAACUCACCGAUUUUGGAUUCGCCAAAGAGACGAUCGUUCACAACUGCCUCCAGACGCCGUGCUACACUCCGUACUACGUGGCUCCAGAAGUUCUCGGUCCUGAAAAAUAUGACAAAUCCUGUGACAUGUGGUCGUUGGGGGUCAUCAUGUACAUUCUGUUGUGUGGGUUCCCUCCGUUCUACUCCAACACGGGACAAGCCAUUUCUCCAGGGAUGAGACAGAGGAUCAGACGAGGACAGUUCGAUUUCCCUGAUCCAGAGUGGGACGACGUGUCUGAUGAGGCUAAACAGAUCAUCGUGGACUUACUGAAGACCAACCCGAGCGAGAGGAUGACGAUUCAACAGUUCAUGAACCAUCCCUGGAUCAGCCAGUCAAUGGUGGUCCCUCAAACCCCUUUGCACACGGCCAGAGUUCUGACUGAAGAAAAGGACUUAUGGGACAAUGUGAAGGAGGAACUGACCACCGCUUUGGCCACGAUGAGAGUGGACUAUGAACAAGUGAAAAUCAAAGAGUUGGAUCUGUCCAAUAAUUCUCUCCUGAACAAGAGGAGGAACAAGGCGCUGCCCGGUGGAGACGAGGGGAAGUAG
Messenger RNA from Knipowitschia caucasica, 1044 nucleotides. The record is from the annotation of a GenBank genome assembly. Lineage: Eukaryota; Metazoa; Chordata; Actinopteri; Gobiiformes; Gobiidae.